Molecule: messenger RNA, 2841 nt
Organism: Xenopus laevis (African clawed frog)
Lineage: Eukaryota; Metazoa; Chordata; Amphibia; Anura; Pipidae
Exons: 2
Coding region: 1-2670 (889 amino acids)
Source: RefSeq, a predicted model, not a curated record
AUGGUGUCGUGCAAUUUAUUCACCAUUAAUGUGAGGAGUAUUAAGGAUCAGUUGAGACGGCAGACUGUUUUUGCAUUUCUUGACAGCCAGGCUUGUGAUCUGUACAUGUUGCAGGAAUGUGCCAUUCCCUUCUCUAGGUCCUACAAACAUCUGAUCCGGCAGUGGACCCACGGCCCUUCCUACUGGUCUGGGGGUAAUAGCUGUAAGUCCGCGGGGGUCGCAAUCCUGAUCAGGGGGGGCAUCUUCACGGUUGAUUCUGUGCUUGAGUUAGUCUGCGGCCGCUUGCUGGUCGUGGACGGCUCCUGGGCAGGGGAGCCUGUUAGGCUUAUCAACGUGUAUGCCUCCCCUGUGAAGGGCGAGCGGUUGGAACUUUUCCAGACCCUGCGGGCCCAGUUAGCAACCACCAGAGCAGUAGUGUUGGGGGGUGAUUUCAACUGCCCCAUUGAAGAGGACGGGCGCAGCUCAAGCAACGGUACGAAACUGGAUGUGACCUCCAAGCUGCUCAAAGAGAUGGUGACUGAAGCAUCCUUAAAGGACGCUGUUGGGUCCAUCGGGAACGGCACCGUGAAUUACAGCUGGUGCCGCCCCGAUGGCUCAGUGCGUUCUAGGAUAGACUUCGUGUUUACCUCCCGGACCAUCAAGCAGGCUGGGUGUUCCAUGGUCCCCUGCUUUUUCUCUGACCACAGGGCCAUUCGGUUUCAGGGGUCCCUGGGUUGUGGUUUUCCUCGAGGCCCAGGCUCCUGGAAACUGAACUGUGACCUGCUGGGAAGGGAAGAGGUUAUGGGGGAGCUGAGGGAUGCCUACAUCACGUGGAGGAACGAGAAAUGUUGUUUUGAACAUGUCAGUGACUGGUGGGAAUUUCUUAAGGUAAAAUUGCGUUGUUUCUUUCAGGUUAAAGGCAGGCGCCAGGCCUGUGAACGCAGGGGGAACUUCAAGAGACUCCAGAGAAAUCUGCAGUCCCUUCAGGACCUUCAGCGGUGUGGCUGGGAGGUGAGACAGGAUCUGGAGGAGACCAAGGAGGGCCUGAAAAGGCACUUUGAGGAAGAAUCCAAGCGCAUCAUCUUCCGCUCAAAAGUGGAGACUCUAGAGAAGGGGGAAAAAUGCAACUCCUUCUUCUUCAGGAAGCUUCACUCCGGCCACACACCCCUGACAGAACUUCGCAAUGAGACCGGCACCCUCCAGUCAGGAAAGGAGGGAGUGAUGGGAGUGGUCACCGACUACUACAGCUCCCUCUAUGCAGAGAAAGAGACGGACGAGACAUCGGCUGAUAAGUUCCUGUCAGAGCUCUUCGCCGAGUGCAUCAGACGGAAUCCAGAGAUCAGAGGGAUCACCGCACCAGGACCUUCCAGAUCCCAGAUCAAGUGCUCGCUGUACAUGGACGACGUGACCAUCUUCUGCGCUGACCAACCGUCGGUGAGAGCUCUCGUCCAGACCUGCGAGGACUUCGGCAAAGCUUCAGGUGCUAAAGUCAACUGCGGAAAGUCAGAGACCCUGCUCUUCGGAGAAUGGAACCUGACUUCGGACGCUGUCCCCUUCUCUAUCAAGUCGGACUUCAUCAAGAUUCUUGGAGUUUGGUUUGGUGGCGAGGGCGCUGCCCUGAAGUGCUGGGAUGAAAGAAUGGCGAAAGUACGACAAAAGAUUGGCCUCUGGAGCCUCAGAGACCUCACCAUCGAAGGGAAGACACUGGUGCUGCGGAACGAGAUUCUUCCUGUUCUGCAGUACAUGGCUCAGGCCUGGCCUCCACUGGCUACGGUCUGCAGGGCCAUCACAAGGGCAGUGUUUCACUUCAUCUGGGGCUCCAAGAUGGACAGAGUAAAGCGGUCAGUUAUGUACAAGGAGCCCCGCAAAGGUGGGAAAGGUGUCCUAGAUAUCCCCACCCUGCUGAGAAGCUUCUUCGUGUGCAACUGCAUCCGCCAGACAAUCACCUGCAAAGACAAGGACUCUGCUGGCAGCUCUAUGUCCCGCUUCUUCCUGUUGCCACUCUGGCGCGUGCUAGGGUGGGACAAGUGGGACAGCUCCUACCCUUUCAACUGGAACACCCCUUGGUUUUACCUGGAUGUUACAAAGUUUGUGAGGGAACACCAUCUGGAGGGAGUCAAGCCCGACUUGUGGAAACCAAAAACCAUCCACAAGUUGAUCAGAGCAAGAGACGAAAUGGAGUCUAUUCCAGGGCUCCCUGAAGACACCGCAAAGGUUGUUUGGGGAAAUGUUUCUUCAGACAGACUGACCAACAAGCACAAGGACAUCGCAUGGAUGGCUAUUCAGGGGGGGUUGCCUCUCAGAACCUUCAUGCAUGCCCGCAACCUGUGUAGAUACCGCCACUGCCCAAGGUGCAUCAUUCAUGAAGAAACAUCUAUGCACGUCUUCUGGGAUUGCAGAUUUACACAGGUCCUGCUUGAUGCCCUGGAACAUGAGCUCAGAGACUGUGUGCCAAGAAAUUUCCUUACACAUCACGCGAUGUUGUACGGACUGUUUCAGGGCACUCAUACGGAAGGGGCAAUUCAGGAAGCCUGGCGCCUUAUGAACUCUAUUAAGGACGUUUUGUGGUUUUCUAGGAAUCGCCUCAUCCUUCGGAGGGAGAGGACAGGCAUCCAAGACUGCCGCAGGCUGAUCCACAGUCUGCUGCGCGACUACAACAUCCGCGACAGCCUUGAGGAAGAAGAGGACUAAACUCCCUCUCCUUCCCCCUUGCCCUCCCCUCACUGUCAGUUUAAGUGGAAAAUAAAGCUUCGGGCAGAUUCAAAUUCCACUAUCCCCUCCCUAAUCCACCCCCCACCCACUCCCCCUCACCCCCGUUGCUUUAUCUGACAUACAGUAUUGUACCACGAAACAGAAUUUAAA